AACAGUGGGGAACGCUCAGGGACGGAAGACGAGUGUUGCUGAUCGACUUUGCGCCCCUCUAUUAAUAGACAUACAGUCAUUUUAUGCUUAUUCACGCUACGUUGGAUGCGUACUGAAUGUGCAGUAACCGUGUGGUAAAACAAGUGAGUGUAAAGUGAAAAGAGGGUGUUUUUUUGGGGUGGGGAGAAGCGAGCGUCGUCGCGUCGGGUCAAGAUGUCGAUUCAGUACGAGGAGCCGCCGCUGGCAGAUAGCUACGGAGUGGCUGACUCGUUCCCUAAAGACUUCGGCUAUGGAGAAGAGGAGGCCGACAUCGAGGACAGCCCAGCGCCUUCGGAUAGCAAACCGAGAAUACUGCUCAUGGGUUUGCGGAGAAGCGGGAAGUCGUCCAUUCAGAAGGUGGUGUUCCAUAAGAUGUCCCCCAAUGAGACCCUGUUUCUGGAGAGCACUAACAAAAUAUACAAGGAUGACAUCUCCAGCAGUUCCUUUGUCAACUUUCAGAUCUGGGAUUUCCCAGGCCAAGUGGACUUCUUUGAUCCCACCUUUGAUUAUGAGAUGAUCUUCAGAGGAACUGGAGCCUUGAUAUUUGUUAUUGAUGCACAGGAUGAUUAUGUGGAGGCUCUUGGCAGACUUCACCUCACUGUGUCUCGGGCUUAUAGAGUCAACCCUGAAAUCAACUUUGAAGUGUUCAUCCAUAAAGUGGAUGGCCUAUCAGAUGACCACAAGAUAGAGACUCAGAGGGAUAUUCACCAGCGAGCUAAUGAUGACCUAGCUGAUGCCAGUCUGGAGAAACUGCAUCUUAGCUUCUAUUUGACGAGUAUCUAUGACCACUCUAUAUUUGAGGCCUUCAGUAAAGUGGUUCAGAAGCUCAUCCCUCAGUUGCCUACUCUGGAAAACCUGCUCAACAUCUUUAUUUCUAAUUCAGGGAUUGAGAAGGCCUUUCUGUUUGAUGUGGUUAGUAAGAUCUACAUAGCAACAGACAGUUCGCCAGUGGACAUGCAGUCCUAUGAGCUGUGCUGUGAUAUGAUCGAUGUCGUCAUUGACGUGUCGUGUAUUUAUGGACUGAAGGAAGAUGGCAGUGGCAGUGCGUAUGAUAAGGAGUCAAUGGCCAUAAUUAAACUUAAUAACACCACCGUCCUCUAUUUGAAAGAGGUCACAAAGUUCCUCGCCCUCGUCUGUAUUCUUAGAGAAGAGAGCUUCGAGCGCAAAGGCUUGAUAGACUACAAUUUCCACUGUUUUCGCAAAGCGAUUCAUGAGGUAUUUGAGGUGGGACUGUCUACACCAAGGAUGGGUCUGCAGGCAGCUGGCACGCCUUGCAUGAUGAAGACAGUCGCCCUAAACGGCACCCCCAGGAGCACAGUGUAAGAGACAGCAGCUACAGAGUGGAGGAGGUAAAGAAUAGAGAGGAAGUGGGAGUCAGUGAAACACAGAAGGACAAUAAACGGGAGGCAUGCUAGCAUGCCAGCCAUUCUCUCUGCUCCCAAAAGCCUUAUACACAGAGCAAGGGACUCUAAAGCCACCGAAAGAAAACAUGCAGCACUGGGGCAGGUGCUGCAACAUAACUGGGGAAAGCUUGCUAAGCUACAAUAGGACGAAAGGGAAGAGGCACAAAAAGAAGCAAGUUUGAUUGCUCUCUUUGUGUGACUAAAAGGCAUUAACAAACUGUUCAAGAAUAAUAAGAGAUUGCAAACGAGUAACAAGAAAUGCAAGUCCCCAACAGGGCAGGGGAAAGCACCUCGGCACACUUGGCACGAAACCUUCACUCUCUUGAGACCUACCUGGCCAACAAAAGCUGUACUGUUCUGCUCUUGGCCACAAAAGGUGAUCAUACAAUGUAUCCCUGGUUUAAUCCUCAACAAGUAGUCUUGGAAGACACUGUGUAAUGAUACUAGGUAUUGUGCACCCUUCUGAGGACUAGUUUGGCCAAGUACACACAACACCACUUGUGAAGCCUUAUAUAGAGGUGACUUGCCUGAUGCAAGUAACUGCUUACAACAUAAUCAUGUUUCCCUAGCUGUUUCUUUUUUAAGGUUUUACAAGGAGAGUGAAAAGGGAUUGGAGUGUAUUGUUUAGUUUGUUUAUGUAUGAGUGGUGCGUGUGUGUUUGUGCGUGCGUGCGUGCGUGUUUAUGUGCGUGUUCCUCUCCUGCCGAUUCAGGCUUAUGGCUCACAAAAAUGUGACCUCACACAGGGCUGCACAGGUGUAUGAAUUUGGUUUUGUUUUGGGUUUUGGAGUUAUGAUUAAUUAUUAAUUGAAAUGAACAGUUAUUAAUGCCACAGCGUGCUUCAAAGAAAUCCUCGCGGUUUAUCAGGCCAGGAGGGCUGAUUUCUCUGAAAGGUCACAGAACACUCAGUGGGAACAUUUAUGUUGUCAGUGCACUCACCAAAAAAUGCUUGUGUUUUGUAGGAACACUCAUUUGAUGAGUAGCACUGUUUAUAACUAGUAGUGUUUGAUUUUGAUGCAGCAGACCUGUCGCUAAAUCCUAAAUAGAAUGCAUUCAUUGCUGUGUUUUACAAUGAGUUAAUUAGAGGCCAAACUUGAUAGUAUGUGAUUAAUUGUGCAGCCCGACCCUACUCUCACAUUGAGAAUGUGCUGAAAGUGUUGCAAAACAGCGAAAUAGUUGUACAGUUUAGCUGUAGGACACUGUGAUUGCACUCACUUCUGUUAGUCGCUUAGUCUCAGAGACUCCAGUGAAGUUACCACAUCGUUGGCACGUGGCCCUUUGAGUCAGAAUGACCUUUGAAAAAGUACAUUCCGGUUGUGUGGUGCCAACAUCUUAACACUUUCAUGUUCACUUUCACUUUUGUCACGAAAUUAAUGAUGUUUUGGUUGACUUUAAGACAUCAAACAUGAAAAUGUUUAUAUAUAAUACCAAUAUAAUACCCAUUCCAAGCAUGUGUACAGAAUCUAAGUUGUCUUGCAAUCAGCAUAACAUUUCUUAUUGAAUAAUAGGGGAAUAUGCACUAACUCAGUAUAAAUGAAAUUGGAGAAAGAACACAACCAAAUCUCUCAUUCUAAUUAUUAGCUAGGGUGAUUCUCUAGGUUUCCUGUGAUUCUCGCUUCUCAGACUGCAUAUAAGAUUACGUCUAUCUUUUAUGUUCUGCCAAAGAUGUUACCAUUCACAAAAAAUAAAACAUACACACCUGAAAAAA
Colossoma macropomum (tambaqui) is the source of this 3148-nucleotide messenger RNA. It is a transcript of the gene rragca, whose product is annotated as Ras-related GTP binding Ca. Gene Ontology annotation, biological process: cellular response to amino acid stimulus; cellular response to starvation; regulation of autophagy. The record is from RefSeq and is a predicted model, not a curated record. Gene Ontology annotation, molecular function: GTPase activity; GTP binding. The coding region runs from base 214 to 1362 and encodes 382 amino acids. The transcript is spliced from 7 exons. NCBI's taxonomy places the organism in Eukaryota, Metazoa, Chordata, Actinopteri, Characiformes, Serrasalmidae. Gene Ontology annotation, cellular component: nucleus; Gtr1-Gtr2 GTPase complex; lysosome.